Erinaceus europaeus (western European hedgehog) is the source of this 469-nucleotide messenger RNA. Its product is annotated as ankyrin repeat domain-containing protein 65-like. Lineage: Eukaryota; Metazoa; Chordata; Mammalia; Eulipotyphla; Erinaceidae. The transcript has a single exon. The coding region runs from base 13 to 258 and encodes 81 amino acids. The record is from RefSeq and is a predicted model, not a curated record.
CUUCGGGCACCCAUGCAGGACUUCUCUUCCCAGGUGCACGCGAGGAGCUUCGAGCCCUGGGAGCAGGGGCCCACGGAGAUGGAGGCUGAGCAGGAGCUGCGGUGGCUGGAGUUGGGCUCCGAGGAGGCCCAGGGAGCCAGAACGCAGGGGCCUAGCAACCCAGGGGCCUGGGGACACCUGCUGAGGGCCGUCUGGAGUGGCCACAUGGGCCUAGUGACAAAGCUGCUGCGGCAAGGGGCCAGCCUGGAGGAGAGGUGAGGGGCCCUGAGGCCCCAGAGGAGUGUGAGGAGGGCCAUGGUAGUGCAGAGCUGGCUGCCCUGUCCCGCCCCUGGGGGGCUUCUCUCUGCAGCGCAGCGCCCAGUUGACAGACCCCCCCUCCCGUCCCCAUCCCCUGCAGGGACGGCUCGGGCAGAACCGCGCUCCAUCUAGCGGUGCUGCGGGGCCACGUGCCCUUCGUGCGGCUGCUGCU